Molecule: messenger RNA, 627 nt
Organism: Helianthus annuus (common sunflower)
Lineage: Eukaryota; Viridiplantae; Streptophyta; Magnoliopsida; Asterales; Asteraceae
Product: crooked neck-like protein 1
Exons: 1
Coding region: 49-450 (133 amino acids)
Biological process (GO): mRNA splicing, via spliceosome; spliceosomal complex assembly
Cellular component (GO): precatalytic spliceosome; post-mRNA release spliceosomal complex; Prp19 complex
Molecular function (GO): protein binding
Source: RefSeq, a predicted model, not a curated record
UCGUGUUAUAUUGUUGGUUUAGCCUCAACUGCCCAAACAGAUUCAACAAUGGCGAAUCGAGAAUUAGAUCCAUCAUCACUAGGUUACCUAACUCGAAAAGAAACCGAGGUCAAACUCCCCCGUCCAAGGAGGGUGAAGAACAAAACCCCCGCCCCAAUCCAAAUCACCGCCGAACAGAUUCUCCGGGAGGCCAGGGAGCGAGAGGAAGCGGAAAUCCGACCACCGAAACAGAAAAUAACUGACCGGACAGAGCUUGGGCUCCAAAAACGAAAGGAAUUCGAAGAUUUAAUUAGGAGAGUGAGGUGGAAUAAGAAGUAUGCAACAUGGGAGGAGUCGCACAAGGAUUUUAACCGUGCUAGGUCGGUUUGGGAGCGGGCACUUGAUGUGGAUUAUAGGGAUCAUACAAUGUGGUUCAAGUAUCUGGAUGCCCAGAUGAAGAAUAAGUUAUAAUUGUUGACUUGUUUCUGCAUGUUCUUGGUUUGACUUUGUUCUAAAUAAUAAAACAAACAGAUUUUCAACAAGUACAUUGAGAUUGAGCUGCAGCUUGGUAACAUUGAUCGUUGCCGGAAGCUAUAUGAAAAAUAUCUGGAGUGGUCACCUGAAAAUUGCUAUGCGUGGAGCAGGUAU